Messenger RNA from Cetraspora pellucida, 456 nucleotides. The record is from the annotation of a GenBank genome assembly. Lineage: Eukaryota; Fungi; Glomeromycota; Glomeromycetes; Diversisporales; Gigasporaceae.
CAAGUCACAAUAUACGAGUUUGGCACACUCCUGCUGAAAAGUUUGAUGAAUCGUGUCUUGUUCCUACUAUGGGUCAAAGCCCUAGUCUUAUGUUCUGGGCUUGCUUUUCAUGGCAUGGAUUAGGACCGAUAGUCCCUAUUUAUGGCAAAGUAAAUGGUGAAGUUUAUAUUAAACUUAUAAGAAGACAUGCUCUUCGUGCUGUAUGUCAACUUGUUCCUAAUAGUCAAGCUGGUAUUCCCAUCCUACCUUGGCCUGCCCAAAGUCCUGAUUUGAAUCCAAUAGAAAACAUGUGGCAAGAAGUUGAAAGACGUUUGCAAAAUUCUCCAGAUAAGCCUACAAGUAUUGAUGAUUUAGAAAAAAAAGUCAUAGCAGCUUGGUAUUCAAUUCCAUGCAAAUUUUAUUGUAGAUUGAUAAAUAGUGUAGUUUAUCAAAUAAGAGAAUAUUAUCGUGUUAAGG